This is a messenger RNA of Trachymyrmex septentrionalis, 779 nucleotides long. RefSeq names its product ER membrane protein complex subunit 8 (gene EMC8-9). The transcript is spliced from 5 exons. NCBI's taxonomy places the organism in Eukaryota, Metazoa, Arthropoda, Insecta, Hymenoptera, Formicidae. Gene Ontology annotation, cellular component: EMC complex. The coding region runs from base 55 to 672 and encodes 205 amino acids. The record is from RefSeq and is a predicted model, not a curated record.
CUGAUUCAUUCUGGUCUCCUCGCGUCUGCUUGCGUUUACAGUGCACUCUUGACGAUGACGAAUGUUUUCUUUUCGCCCCGCGCGUAUUGCAAAAUUAUUUUACACGCAGCUAAAUAUCCGCAUUGUGCAAUAAAUGGCCUGCUGCUUGGCAAACAAAAGAACAAGGACGGCAGGGCGGAUCUAUACAUCGAGGAUGCGAUACCUUUAUUCCAUAUAUGCCUACACGUUUCCCCAAUGGCGGAAAUAGCACUUACUUUGGUGGACCAGUUAGCCGCAAGCAAAGGCCUUAUACUAGCGGGUUAUUACCUGGCCAACGAGAAUAUAAAUGAUUUAAGUACAGACAGACCAGCCCAUAGAAUAGCGGAUAAAAUUGCAGAGAACUUCAACAGUGCGUUGUUGAUAGUGGUGGAUAAUCGAGAAGUGACUUUAGGUAUGGGCUCGAGUCCAUUGAGAAUUUCACAAUCUGUAGAGGGGAAAUGGAAGCCAAAGGAUAAGGCAAAUAUAAUUUAUGAGGAUGAUAUUGCACACACAGAUGCAAUGUAUUCGUUACUAAAGGCAGAGGAGUAUAGGAAUCUGAUCGAUUUUGACAACCAUCUCGAUAACAUUGCUCUUGAUUGGCAAAAUCAGAAAUUAAAUAAAAUAAUCGACGAGGCUGUCGAUAAACACACAUAGGAGACGACAAUGCAACCAUUCCACACACAGUUCAUACAAAGAUUGUUUUAUUUAUGUUGCACUCUAUCUAUAUUUCAUUCACUAUAUGCGAAGUAAACAAAUGUACA